Molecule: messenger RNA, 3252 nt
Organism: Pecten maximus
Lineage: Eukaryota; Metazoa; Mollusca; Bivalvia; Pectinida; Pectinidae
Product: allene oxide synthase-lipoxygenase protein-like
Exons: 16
Coding region: 184-2175 (663 amino acids)
Biological process (GO): lipid oxidation; hepoxilin biosynthetic process; lipoxygenase pathway
Molecular function (GO): metal ion binding; protein binding; oxidoreductase activity, acting on single donors with incorporation of molecular oxygen, incorporation of two atoms of oxygen
Source: RefSeq, a predicted model, not a curated record
CAUACACUGUACACCCACACGAGGCGGACUUCUCCUGAUUUGCAUAAACAUUGCAAUAAGUAGAGUGUGAACUGAGCUAGCUAUCGUUCAACGGACAAGUAUUUUAUACGUACAUGCCGUAUACAACGCGGCUGUUGUGUUACUGUCCUGGUGCGAAUUUACGUUGUUUCCUCAGGAAAAAGUAUGGCGUCCACUACCCACACUGUGUGGGUUACUACGGGAGACAAGAAGAAUGCCGGUACGGAUGCCAAUGUAUCUGUACGUUUCCACAGCGGGGAUGGAAGUAAGACUACUGAUGUCAUCAAGUUGGAUAAUUUCUUCAGGAACGACUUUGAAAGAGGACGAAAAGACACCUUCUCGGUGUCUUUGCCCGUUAUUGGCAAUAUCGACAACAUAGAGUUGUGGCGAGAUUCUGCUGGUCUGGGUGACGAGUGGUUCCUAGAUAUAGUCGAGGUAUUGUGUAGAACAUCAGGCAAUAAGUACGUCUUCCCUUUUUACCGUUGGAUCAAAGCAGAUUAUCACUACCGCAUACGCCAUCUUGAUACGUCACUUCCGUCUGAAACGGACCCCUUCAAAGAUCAACGUAAGAUGGAACUAGCAGAAAUGAAAAAGAUUUAUGAAAUCCAUGCCCAGGCUCCAGGACUUCCUGGACAAGUGAAAAAUCUACCUUCUGACGAAAAUUUUUCGGAUGAUUAUAAAUGGGAUAUACAGAGCAAGAAAAUCAACCUGAAGCUUACUUCAAAAAUACAGGAAUACUUCACUGGUACAUGGAAUAACCUGGAGGAUCUAAAAAAUGUCUACACCAAGGAGAGUCUAUUUCUACCAGACAGUGCUAACCACUGGCAGGAUGAUGAGUAUUUUGGAAGCCAGAGAUUGACAAAAGUGAACCACUCCGUCAUACGCCUCUGUACGGCAAUACCAGCCAAUUUGGCAGUGACUGACGAAAUGGUCAAGACCAUCAUAGAAGGCCUUUCUCUUCAACAAGCAAUGGAUGCCAAGCGUCUCUUCUACAUUGAUUACAAAAUGCUUGAAGAUAUACCAUGUUCAGGAGACAGAAUGAUAUGUGCUCCAAUCGGUCUGUUUUUUGUCAAUAAAGAGAAAAAAUUGAUGCCAGUUGCCAUACAGCUGAAACAGAAUCCUGGACAGGACAACCCGGUGUUUUUACCCACAGAUCCAGAAUACGUCUGGCUUACAGCUAAACUAUGGUUUAACAAUGCAGACUGUUCGUAUCAUCAAGCGUUCACUCAUCUUGGUGCCACACACUUGAUGAUGGAAGGUACAGCGGUAGUGACCAAUCGGAACCUGUCCAAGUCACAUCCGGUCUUCAAGCUCCUCGCUCCACACUCUCUUUAUUUGCUGGCUAUUAAUACACGAGCACUUGGAAAGCUGGUUAGUCCUGGAGGUUGGGUGGACAAAGCUAUGUCAAUCGGUCGUCUAGGGAUGUUUGAAAUUGUCAGAAGAGAAACUAGUAAAUGGAGAAUGGAUGUUGAAGGAACACUGCCGAAAGACCUUGAAAGCAGAGGUGUACUGGAUGAAAAUGUGUUACCCGGUUACUAUUACCGUGAAGAUGCCUUACCGCUGUACAGCAUCAUCAGGAAAUAUGUCGGCGACUACUUAGCACUGUAUUAUGAUUCACAACAAAAGUUACAGGGAGACAAGGAAAUACAAGGUUGGGCCCAAGAGCUGGUAAAACCAGUACCUGAUGGAGGAUGUGGAAUAAAGGGUGUACCGGGAGAGGGCAAGUUCGAGACCAUAGAUCAGCUUUCACAAUGUUUGACCAGCAUCAUUUUCACGUGCAGCGUAGCACACGCUGCUACAAAUUUCGCUCAAUACGACCAGUAUGGCUUCCCUCCAGCAUAUCCAGCCGCAAUGAAUGGGAAACCACCCACAGACAAGACGCCAGUGAAAGAGGAGUGCGUUCUGGCUGCUCUUCCAGAUAAAGCUACCACACUGGACACGAUGAUCAUCACCAAGAUCCUCAGUGACAAGGGCACUAACAGCCUCGGGGACUUCGAAGUCCAGUAUAUAUUUGAUCCUGCAGCCCUUGUAGUUGUCGAAGAGUUUCGACACGACUUGAAGCUGUUGUCUCUGGCAAUCAAAGAAAAAAACAAGAAACGUAUGCCGAUUUACCCAUGGUUAGACCCCGAGGAGGUUCCGAACGCCAUCAGUAUCUAAAUGUUAGGACAGUAUACAUUUACGGGCGUUUUAAUGUUUUGCAUUUGGCAUAUUUUUCGUCCAAUAACAUGACAUCUAUUAUUAGAUAGGAUACGUCUCUAUCGUUUUUAAAGAGUACAUGGAAUGAUUUACAAUAUUCAGUUUGAAAAGACACCAUUUCAUAAAACAAAAUGUUGAGAAAGUACGAACACCAUAGCGACUUUCCUUUCAGAGAAAUCGCGAUUUUUCUGGAAAUGUCAACUGUGACCCAACGGUGAUGACCCAAUUUUAGUGUCUUAGAUCUGUGACGUCACAAGUUCAAUGCGGUCGACUCAGCCCUAUUAGAUUCUACCUGGCUGCUGUUGGUUGAACUUGCGAUGUCACAGCCAGAAGCCUCUCAUACAGAGUGAACAGUGCACUAAUAAGACGGAUCUAAAUCGCGCACUUUGGCGGUCGAUAUCACGGUACAUGAUGGGCCGAUUUUUAUACCGUUCCGGGUACACUUUAAACUUGAAGGACAUAUUGAUGAAACUAAAAGGAUUUAAGAUGGCGGUAUUCUAAACACUGGCUGUUAAAAUGCAUAAUAUUGCACUCACGGUAUAAAAGCUGUCGUGUUGACCUUUGAAAAGAGAAAACAGGUAUUUUGCAUAUGCGUGCAUGUAACAGUUCAUUGACGAAUCAGUGGUGAUGGCUAAGAGGUUACGUCGGUGAGUAAAGUUAUAAGCAUUUAACGAGUUCGAAUCCCGAAUAGGCUCCGUUUUCCUUUAGAAUUAAAGUAGGUUUUUGUUGGUGUGCUAUUUAUGUGUGCAUUUGUUGUUGUGGGUAUUGGUGAAUCAAAUGUUCUUUUUUUAUUUUCCUUUUUUAUAUAUAUAUUUUUUUUAAAUUAAACAUUCCAUUUUUUCACUUUAAAUUUAAAUAACACAAUUAUGAGCUCAAUCUUUUGGAAGAUGGUGAUAGCAUAAAAUAGUUCACAUUGGGUAUUAUGUAAAUAUAUACAACAGCCUAAUGAUGCUUAUAAUCGAUCAUAAUUAGUCUUUGUCGGAGCUCUAGUAUCAUUUACCAUCAGCAAACUCAAUGUCGGAGUAACACACACACACA